CCGAACUGGCUGCCAAGGGCUUCUUAUCCUUUUGUCCUUUUGACAGAUCCAUCUCUUCUUCUGCUGUCCAGUGGCUUGCCAGCUUUGGCGCAAGAUUCUUCUCAGUGAAGAGCGCGUUCAAGGAUGCAGGCCGUCCCCGUGGCAUUGAUCCUCCCGUAUCUAUUGAUCUUGUUCCUUUUGUCGCAUCUCUCAUCGGGCUUUCUUGUGCCAUCUCGGCCCCUUUCGUCUCUGUCAGCGCGGCAUGGCGGCAGGCCGGCGGCGCCACGCGUGUCGGCUGACGGGCAGCCGCGGACCGCCCUGUUCUUCUUUUGGAACAACAAAGAUGAAGAUGAGAUGGAGGAGAAGCUCGAGUGAGCCGCCGAGACCAACACAUGGACAGUGUCGCUGGCUGGCAUUGCGUGGGUGUGGCUGUCCUGCUGUCGUGUCAGUCCUGUCAAGGCCGAGCGGUUUAAGAAGCAGCAGGAGAUCCUCCAGCGCAGGCGAAACCCAGAGAAGCUCAAAGAGUGAGUGAGCACGAGUGAGGGACAUCCAUGCGCUCUCGUGUGUGGACGCCGCAUCGGGAUGUCAUGUCUGUCUGCGCAUCGUUCAGGUACUACUCCGAUUUGGCCGACAGGCGAGCCAAGGCCAGCAAGCUGGAGAUCUUGAAGAAGCAAGCAUGGGCCGAGAGGCCAGGUAAGUAAGACACACGUGUGUCCAAGGAAGGGAAAACAACACACAGGGGAGAAAAGUGAUACGUACGGGUGCAGGCGAGACGGCAGCCCAGAGGAAGCAGCGCAUCGAGGCCACGUGGGAGUCCUUCCGCGAGCAGGGGCUGAUCGGCAAGCCUGGCACGUCUACCUAUGAGGAACCAGAGAGGAGUAAGCCAGCUGACUGCGAGCAAGUAUCUAUCUGCACAUGCAUCGAUGGAUUUGCGCGUCUUUCCGUCUUGUCUGUCUGUCUGUCUGCAGGCAUCCCCUUGCCUGUAGCGCCCUUUGGCCUCGAGAAGUAAGCCCACGCGACAUCCAGCAGAUGCGGCACAGCACACAGGUAGGUCAUCGUGAAUGCGCGGCUUCCGUUCAGGUACGACCAGGGGGAGCGUUUUGACUUGCGGUCCCCCUGGGUGGAGUCAGGGUGGGUGAAUCCCAACCGCAAGAGCUGGUGGGCGGGCCUCACUGGCCAGUCCGACAAGCAGCGGUCAUCAACCAAGUCCAGACGCUCAGCAUCAGGCUCGUCAUCGGGCCGUGCUUCAUCUGCCAAGCCCACACGAAUGGACGAGACGAUCGUCAGCACGAGGCCGCAAGCCAGAGGGGGGAUGGCUGCCUCGGUGGGCGGCGCGGAGAGCAGCAAGGAAGAAAAACCUUUCUGGCAGAUCUGGUGAGGGGCGACCGACCGUCAGGCAGGGAGAGGAUUUUUCUGCAUUUGGAGGCAGCGAGUGGUUGAGCAGUGACACUGGAU
Messenger RNA from Vitrella brassicaformis, 1434 nucleotides. NCBI's taxonomy places the organism in Eukaryota, Vitrellaceae. The record is from the annotation of a GenBank genome assembly.